Molecule: messenger RNA, 1836 nt
Organism: Westerdykella ornata
Lineage: Eukaryota; Fungi; Ascomycota; Dothideomycetes; Pleosporales; Sporormiaceae
Product: WD40 repeat-like protein
Exons: 2
Coding region: 1-1836 (611 amino acids)
Molecular function (GO): protein binding
Source: RefSeq, a predicted model, not a curated record
AUGAAGGAUUCGGGUGUCUCGACGCCUACGCUUGGCGGAAAUGCUGCGCCCUCGUCGUCCUCUUUGGCACCCGCCUUCACCACCACACCGCCCAAGUUCCCCCUCUUUAAGCGCCUUGGAAGCAUUCGUCCCCAUCGCCGUCCGGCCACGUCUGGUCCCUCUGGAGAUUUUGCUCGCUUCAAUCCCUCCCCCGUACCGGUACCAUCCGACUAUCCUGCCCCUACCUCCGCACCUGUGUCUGCGACUGCUGCCUCCGCCCCAGGGCAAGCGGCACGUGCAGCUGCGGCUGCCGCAAACAAUGAACGUCUGCAUAAGCUGCAGCGACAGGAGGAGACGACCGCGUAUCUAGACGUGCUCCAGUCGCAGCGCGCCAUGGACGACGUGUUGAAGGAUAGCGAGAGUGGGGUUGGGAUGAAUUGCGCAUCGCCCGUAGUCAAGGCCGAGGACGAGGCGGACACAAGGUUCGAUCCAGUGCAGUAUCUCCCGUCUGAAAUUACGACGCUCAUCCUCUCGAAUCUGGACGCCCAAUCCCUCGCUCGAGCCGGAGCUGUCUCCCGCGCGUGGCAGGAAGCCGCCAAUUCGCCCUACGUCUGGAAGCAUGUUUUCCUCAGGCGGUUCAAGCCCGACGUGCAUGUUUCGCCUACCCCGAUCGCCAUGGGCGGUGCGGGGAUUGGCAAGUCGUCCAAGGGAAAGCCGGCGCCGGGACAGGACUGGAAGAAGAUGUACAAGGUUCGGAUGACGAUCAACAGGCGCUGGAAGGCAUGCUCUCCCAAUGCCAUCUACCUCAACGGGCAUACCGACUCUGUGUAUUGUUGUCAGUUUGAUGAAACCAAAUGCAUCACCGGCUCCCGCGACCGCACCAUCCGCGUCUGGGACAUGAACACGUACACCUGCCUCAAGGUUAUUGGCGGCCCCUCGCACCGCCCCGUCCCUCCAACCCACCCGGAGCUCGAAACCCACAAGGAAACGGUCAUCUCCCACCCCUCCCUUAACGGCACCCCCAAAGGGAACGCAAUCUACUAUAUUCCCCAAGAUUACCACGAACAGUCCAUCCUGUGUCUGCAAUACGACGCCACUACCAUGGUCACUGGGUCAUCCGAUCACACGUGUAUUGUCUGGGAUAUCACCUCGCCAACCCACGACUUUGUCCCCAUUGCACGUCUGGAGGGUCACACCGCCGGCGUCCUCGAUGUCGCCCUCGACGCCAAGCACAUCAUCUCCUGCUCGAAAGACGCCACUAUCAUCAUCUGGGACCGCGCCACUUUCCGCCCUCUUCGCACCCUAACUGGGCACCGCGGCCCCGUCAACGCCGUCCAACUGCGCGGCAACCUCCUCGUCUCCGCCUCGGGAGAUGGAGUCGCCAAGCUGUGGAACCUGGACUCCGGAGUUUGUGUCAAGGAAUUCCCCUCGCAGGACCGCGGUCUCGCCGCCGUCGAAUUCUCCGACGACGCAAAGUACGUCCUUGCUGGGGGCAACGACCACGUCGUGUAUAAAUUCGACGCCUCUUCCGGCAAGCUCCUGCACACGUCGGCCAAACACGGCGGCCUUGUUCGUAGCUUGUUCCUCGACGCCAACAACGGGCGCGUCGUGAGCGGGAGUUAUGACCAGUCUAUCCGGAUUGCAGAUUUCAGCACGGGCGAGGUCAUGGGCGUGUAUGAGAAUUGGACGACGAGCUGGAUCCUGUCCGCCAAGAGCGAUUAUAGGCGCGUGGUGGCCACGAGCCAGGAUGGGAGGGCUGUGAUACUGGAUUUUGGAUGGGGCGUCGUUGGGAAGGAUUGCCUGGUGGGGAAUCAGGGGGAAGAAGAGGAGGACAGGAAUGGGUGGGUUAUGGUGUAG